GAAAACGUAUUUCACCGGGUCAGAAUCUAGGGUAUGUACGUUACAACGCCGUUUAAUUCUACGAUUCCACCGCUGUGUGAUUUUUAACUCUCACUGCCGCACCCCCUUCGCGUUUUCUUCUCCGAUUGCAGCCUGAAACGACUUCACACCGUCGUGAUCUAUUUGCUUGUAAACAGAAAACCCUAGAUAGCUAUUUUUUUUUGUCCCCCACCCCCCUCUCUCUCUACCCCUAAUGAGGCCGCUCACCGGCCUUCUCGUCUCCUUCUUAGUUAUCUCUUCCUCCUUUAUUCCGAUCCAUGGCGCCUCAGAUUCUAAACAGGAAGAGACGAAGAAGAAAAACAAGUUUCGAGAACGCGAAGCUAGUGAUGAUUUGCUCGGUUAUCCCAACUUAGACGAGGAUUCCUUGUUGAACUCCAAAUGCCCGAGGCAUCUGGAAUUGAGAUGGCAGAGUGAGGUUAGCUCAAGCAUUUACGCCACUCCCUUGGUUGCUGACAUUAAUAGCGAUGGCAAGCUUGAGGUAGUGGUGCCAUCAUUUGUUCAUUACUUGGAAGUGCUGGAAGGGACUGAUGGAGAUAAAGUUCCAGGAUGGCCUGCCUUCCAUCAAUCAACUGUCCAUUCUAGCCCUCUCUUGUUUGAUAUCGAUAAGGACGGUACGAGAGAAAUAGCUUUGGCUACCUACAAUGGUGUAAUUAAUUUCUUCAGGGUCUCAGGCUAUAUGAUGGCUGAUAAACUAGAGGUACCUCGAAGAAAAGUUCAUAAGAACUGGUAUGUUGGGUUGUAUCCAGAUCACGUGGACCGUUCACAUCCAGAUGUACACGAUGACUCACUUGGUCGAGAGGCUUCUGAUACAAUUCCAGUAUCUCAUAAAGAUGGGAGCACGAGCUCCUCCGCAAAUACUUCUUCUAAAUCAACACCUGAUGCUACUGGCUCAGUGAAUACCUCUUCUACAUCGACACCUGAUGUUACUGUCUCCUCAGUAAACACUUCUUCUACAUCAUCGCUUGUUAACACCGAUUCCAUAAUCAAUGCAUCUAAACCAGAGGAUGGAAGCAAAGAUGAGCCAGUUCAAACAGAGCAAGACAAGAGGUCAGCAAAUAAUCCUGAGAACACCACGUCUGUUGAUUUGUCAUCAGAAAGUGUUAAGGUGGAAAAUUCAGUACACUCUCAAAGGAGGCUUCUUCAAGAAGUUGACUCAAAAGCAGUUCAAGAUGAAACCUCCAGCUCUCAUGCGAAAGAUGGAGCUGAGAUGCAUGCAGCAGGUGCAGAAAACAAUGAGGGUCUAGAGGAAGAAGCUGAUGCAUCUUUUGAUUUAUUUCGGGAUGCAGAAGAGCUUCCAGACGAGUAUAAUUAUGAUUAUGAUGAUUAUGUUGAUCCGUCCAUGUGGGGAGAUGAGGAAUGGAUGGAGGAGAAACACGAGAAAUUGGAAGACUAUGUAAACAUAGAUUCACACAUCCUCUGCACCCCAGUUAUUGCAGACAUUGAUAACGAUGGAGUACAAGAGAUGAUUGUUGCUGCUUCUUACUUCUUUGAUCGCGAAUACUAUGACAAUCCAGAGCAUUUGGCUGAUUUGGGUGGCAUUGAUAUAGAAAAAUAUGUAUCCAGUGGCAUAGUAGUUUUCAAUCUUGAUACCAAACAAGUUAAAUGGACUGCUGAUUUUGAUCUCAGUAUUGACUCUGGGACAUUUCGUUCUUAUAUUUAUUCUUCUCCUACUGUUGCUGACCUGGAUGGUGAUGGAAAUCUUGAUAUUCUUGUGGGCACUUCUUUUGGCAUGUUCUAUAUAUUGGAUCACCGAGGUAAAGUUAGAGAAAAAUUUCCUCUUGAAAUGGCCGAGAUUCAAGCACCGGUGGUGGCAGCAGAUAUAAAUGAUGAUGGUAAAAUAGAAAUAAUUACCACUGAUUCCCAUGGCAAUGUUGCUGCAUGGACAGCCCGAGGAGAGGAAAUUUGGGAAGUGCAUCUCAAGAGUCUAAUUCCACAGGGUCCAACUGUUGGUGAUGUUAAUGGGGAUGGUUAUACAGAUGUUGUCGUCCCAACAGUAUCAGGUAAUAUAUAUGUUCUUAGUGGAAAGGAUGGAUCGUUUGUUCGACCCUUCCCGUAUAGGACACGAGGGAGAUUGAUGAGUCCAGUUCUUCUGGCUGAUUUAAGCAAACGUGAUGAAAAGUUAAAGGGCCUAACUCUUGUUACAACUGCAUUUGAUGGCUAUUUGUACCUAAUUGAUGGGUCCACUGGUUGUACGGAUGUUGUUGACAUUGGCGAGACAUCAUACACCAUGGUCUUGGCAGAUAAUGUUGAUGGUGGGGACGAUCUUGACCUUAUUGUUACUACUAUGAAUGGCAAUGUCUUUUGCUUUUCCACACCCUCACCGCAUCAUCCUCUGAAGGAAUGGAGAUCAUCCAACCAGGGAAGAAACAAUGCAGCAAGUAGAUAUAACCGUGAAGGAAUAUACAUAUCACAUGGAUCCAGAGCUUUCCGCGAUGAGGAAGGUAAACAUUUCUGGGUGGAGCUGGAGAUAAUAGACAAGUACAGGUUUCCCUCAGGGCAUCAAGGGCCUUAUAAUGUCACAACAACAUUAUUAGUUCCUGGAAAUUACCAAGGAGAAAGGCGAAUUGUCGUCAACAAUGUAUAUAAUCAACCUGGAAAGCAACGGAUAAAGCUGCCAACAGUUCCUGUUCGAACAACAGGGACUGUGCUGGUGGAGAUGGUUGACAAGAAUGGAUUGUAUUUCUCUGAUGAAUUUUCUCUUACAUUUCACAUGCAUUACUACAAGCUACUGAAGUGGCUUCUGUUUCUACCGAUGCUCGGAAUGUUUGGAGUUCUUGUCAUUCUACGUCCCCAGGAAGGUGCACCGUUACCAUCGUUUUCACGAAAUUUGGAUUGAUAUUAAUGAUAUCCAAUGAAGAUGAGAAUACUCCAAAGUGCGAUGCUAUCUGACAUGUAUGCCUUGUUACAUCUGAAUGUGUGAGCAUGGACAUGCAUUCUCUCAUAGCAACCUUAUUGAUGUAUUAGCAGCUCAGACACAUUGAAUGUUUAAUCGGGGAUAUAAAUUCCUGCAAAACAAGGGAAGGAUGAGCAAUCCAAGGUUCCUGUUGAGCCUUCUCUAAUGCAGGGCUAUCCCAUCGACCAAUUAUCAUCCAAAGGUUCUAAGGUGCUUUUUGGUACAUCAAGAAAAAAUGAAUGUAAUGUAAUAGAGAUCCGUGCAUCAUAUGAAGAGAUUUUUCAUCAAUGGAUAGAAACUUUGGUGAAUGGUCCACUUAAGUUGAUAUAAGUUUUUCUCUCUCUCUAUAUAUGAACUUAUUUCAGGGGA
Molecule: messenger RNA, 3301 nt
Organism: Asparagus officinalis (garden asparagus)
Lineage: Eukaryota; Viridiplantae; Streptophyta; Magnoliopsida; Asparagales; Asparagaceae
Product: protein DEFECTIVE IN EXINE FORMATION 1
Exons: 13
Coding region: 233-2875 (880 amino acids)
Molecular function (GO): protein binding
Source: RefSeq, a predicted model, not a curated record